CCGUGGUUCCUUGUGUCUCUGCAUCUGCGAGCGCUGCUACAUUCACUGCGGGUGCAGGAGUGGGGGGGUGGCAGUGGGAGAGAGAGUGUGGAGAGGGGAGGGGGUCCAUACAUCACUGUGGGUGCAAGAGCGGGAGAGGAAGAGAGAGUGAGAGCGUGUGGAUUAUUUAUUUAUUUGUAACAGCAGCCACAAGCGUGUGGGUCUCUCUCUCUGCUCCAGACGUCGCGUUCCGCAGAAGACUGCAACACGUUCCGGCUUGACAGCUCCGUGCUUUGUCAGAUGUGGAGAGUCUACCCUCCUCCUCCCCCCCAUAACCUCCUUGUCUCUGGGUUCUGGCUCAGCAUCUGAGUAGUGGAGAGCUCUUCUGGCUUUCUUCUCCUUUACAAAGAAGGUGUUGGUUUGGAGCUCCGUGUCAAUUGAAUCGCAUCGAUAUUCUAUAUCCAUUGAGAAGUGAGGAACGCCAAACAAGUGGGCAAUUGCCCGGGGAGACAGAUCUUUCGUCCCAACAGUGCCUUGGUUGGCAGCAUCGACGGAACUCUCCAUUUAAUCUCCACCGCCACCGCCGAUCAACGCGCUCCACUCUCCCGCCCCCCCCACCACCCACUGCGGAGAAAUCUGAGACGGCCUGCGGUGCGGCGAGGGAGCGACCGACAGAUUGCCAAAGAAACGACGAGCAGACGAGAGAGAGAGAGAGAGGGGACGGAGAGAGAGAGAGAGGAGCAAUGCACAGACUGAGGCAGAGUCUGAGACAGAGGAAAGAGAACUACGUCCCGGAGGCGAGUCGCCCUCACCAGUGGCAGUCGGACGAGGAGGCGGUGAGACGCGGGCAAUGCAGCUUCCCUGUCAAGUACCUGGGCUGCGUGGAGGUGGAAGACUCGAGGGGGAUGCAAGUGUGCGAGGAAGCCAUCAAGCGGCUCAAGUCUAGUCACAAGUUUCCGAUAUCGUUCUUCUCCAGAAGCGGUCAGAAGAAGACGCGGGCCAUGCUGUGGGUGUCGGCCGAUGGACUGAGAGUUGUGGAGGACAGCACCAAGGACCUCAUCGUCGACCAGCUGAUCGAGAAGGUGUCGUUCUGCGCGCCCGACCGGAACCUCGAGCGAGCCUUCUCCUACAUAUGCCGCGACGGCACGACGCGCCGCUGGAUGUGCCACUGCUUCAUGGCCGCUCGCGACUCGCAGGGGGAGCGGCUGAGUCACGCGGUGGGCUGCGCCUUCACCGUGUGCCUGGAGCGCAAGCAGCGGCGCGAGAAGGAGUGCGGCGUCACCGCCACGUUCGACGUCGACCGCACCAGCUUCAUGCGCGAGGGCUCCUUCCGUGGCGCGCGCUCCCCCGGCGGCCUCGCCGCGGAUGGCGGCGGCGGCGCCGACGGAGUCCACCGCCACCACCGCCACCACCACCACCGCAGUGGCGGCUCCGAGGAUGACAAGCCGGCGAGCGACUGCGGCGUGGCCAACGGCGCCCUGUGCACGGCGAGCGACCGCCCGAGGCCCGCCGUUGAGACGGCGCCGUCCCCGGACGGCCGCUCCUCGCCGGCCACGCCGUCACCGUCCUCGCCGCCGUCUCCCGCCACCGCCGCCGCCGGCGUCGUCGUGGCGGCGGCGGCAGCGGCGGGCAGCUGGGGAGCGGCCACGUGCGCUAUCCCGCGGCGGCGCGCGCCGCUCGAGCAGAUGGCGCGCCAGGGCUCCUUCCGCGGAUUCCCGGCGCUGGUGCAGGGCUCGUCGCCCUUCAAGCGGCAGCUGUCGCUGCGCCUGGACGAGCUGCCGUCCACGCUGCAGCGCCGCUCGGGACUCGACAGCGCGGACUGCGGAUUUUCUGGCGGAACCGUGGAGGUUGGCGGGCACGUGGACGCGCUCUGCGCCCAGAUGCACUCAACGAGGCUGGCGCCAAGCCCCCCAAGUGACCCCUUCUACUCCCCGUCGGCAGACAACGGGCCCUCCCGCAUGGCCUCCCCUGCGGCAGGGAACGUCCCCUGGGCCCCCGUGGCUGCUCGCGAGAUGGCGACGUUUGCCGGGGUAAAGCCGAUGAGCCUGUCCGAGGCGGAGCAGUGGCUGGCGGACGUGGCGCGCGCCGUCACCACACCGUGCCCCUCGCCGCUGACGCCGCGCUCGCCGCCGGCGUCGUGCGCGGCGGCGGCGGCGGCCGUGCUGCUGCCGCUGCCUGCGGCCCCCUGCUACCAGGCCCCGCUGCCGACGACGACCCACACGGGCCCAUACUCGUCCCCUCUGCUUCAGCACCAGCAGCAGCAUCGCAUGGGGAUGACGCCGUCGCAAAUGGCCGCGUCGGUCUUCAGCAAGACGGGGUCGCCGAAGGUGGCGUCGGCGCGACCCGCCACGGGCGCCGUCUUCGCGUCCCGCCAGACGACCGCGGUGUUUGGCGGCGGCGGCGGCGUCGGUGGCCCGGCGUCCUGGGCCCCGCGCGACUCGCCGGUGCCGGCGGCGUACGCCGGCGCACUACGCCCCCCCGCGCUGCCGCAGGUGGACUCGUUUGAGAGCCGCUGGGCCGCGGCGCAGGCCGACAGCCACAAGUCGUGCCUCGGCCCCCCGAGGGGCGACCCCUUCUGCGCGGACGCGUUCAAAACCUUCGAGAUUCGCCUGUGAUGCUGACGUCGGCCCGGCCUGCGUCGCGCGUGCGCGCGGGGCAGGAAGGGAACUGCGUCGUCUCAGCGGCAGUCCUGUAGCGUGACCUCGUAUGAAGGUGGGGGGCGUCCCAAAACUCAGGGGGUCGGGGGGGAGGUACAACGCAGCCGAUGUUCAACUUCGAACAAAUUUGAGAAUUUACGAGCAGAAGGCUCAGCCCACUCCCUUCCCUCUGCGACGUUACGGGGCUGCUCAAUGGUCACUUUGUUGGUGAGGUUUUUAUAUAUAUAGAAUAUAUAAAUAUACACUCGUCUUUCGGGACAUGUGGGAAGCAAAGCUUUGUUUUUGCAUGUUAAGUUAUAGGUCCAUGAUGAGACUGCAGUUGUAUUACCAAAGCUGCUGUUUGUCAGUAUUGGAGCAAGGCAUAUGAUGUGUAUUAUUGUACGUUAUUUAUAAGUUAUAACCGGUCAUAGCUUUAGUUUUACCGUAUUUAAAAAAAAAAUACAAAAAAGGGAGAAAAAUAUGAAUCCCCGUAUAUUAUUAUUAUUGUAUCACAAGUUGUGUGACCUCAGUUUAUGAAUAAUCUCAGUAAACGAGGGUGCGUGUCGUGUGCGUGAGCAAGCAACAAUAAUAAUCGCUGACAUGCGAUGACUUCAAAUGCCCUCUCGUAGCAUCGCUGCAGUGUCGAACGAACAGGAACUCGAACGAGCAGUUUGCUUUUUCACUUCAUUCCUGUCGCUCCGUGCCCCCUGUACCGUUCCCGUUCUGCUGCAACGUGCACCCAUGCCUACUUUACAAAGGGCGAUAUUGGCACGUAAAAAUAAAGAUCGAUUGAUCAAAACGCUAAUGCAUUCGAAGCCAAAUUUAAGACAAAGGCACUGACAGUCAUUGUGUUGUACGACCAAAAUGUGUUUUCUCUUUUAUUUCGGUGCCAAAAUAUAUUGCAAUCUCUAUUAAUACUCGAACUAUUACGCUACUACUACGAUAUAUUUAACGUAUGUGUGUGUUUGCCGAGCGCGAUGAACACUCGUGUGUCGUCGGGAGUACGGUAAUUAUCGAGCUUUCAUAUGUAAUGCAGUAACACAGUAACCUCUCGGAUCUUUUUGUUGGUGUUAAUAUAUUUUGACGCCUCGCUCCAGAAGCUUCCGGAACGUCUGUUUUUAUGCCGUGCUACGACGCGAGCCCUCAGGCAUCGACUCCUCCAACGCUUCCACUUCGCUUCCUCUUGCCGUAAACCACUCCGGGAUAAGCGGCCGUGCGGAGUAUGCGGCCGUGGGGGGGAGGGAGAUGAAGACUCUACAAAACUAAAUCCAUCUCAUUGCCAUUUUGCCCCAGGACGACCUCGUGAGCCCGAUUGGGCAGAGCUGAUCUAAAUUUAAAUCGGCCACAGUGAAGCGAACCUCUCGCCUGCGUUACAGCCGCCACGCUGGGGCCGUGCCAAGCCAGCCUGGUGCGGCUCGGGUGCCGUCUGCUUGUUGUUCCACUGCAGUGGCCCAGCUGUGCUGCUCAUGUCGGGUUUCUUCUCCUCUCUGUAGCAGGGCAAGUUGGAAAGUGCCGCCACACCCGCCCCACCAAGUGUGGAUAAGAGAUCACGCGAAGGGAUACCCAGAAGUAGUUGUUGCACGACACCCUCCUUCUCCUUCUUCUGCUGCAGGGUGUUCUCUAACGCAGGGGGUGAUGCGCUGGCAUGCGUGAGAUUUCCAAAUGGGAUGCUUCGUGGCGUGGCGAUGACACCCAUUGCACAACUUGGAUAGAAUGACGGGGGAGGUGGGGGGGGAAGACAGAAAAAACAUCGUGGUCGGGGAGUUUGACAACCACUGGUUUGUGAAGGAAAGGGGGUCCCAUUAGGAUGCUGGGGACAAAGAGGCUACUGUGGGUGGUGUGACAGCGCCAAUGGCUUUGGCUCAACGCUUCUAUUUCCCCUCCCUGACUGGGGGCAAUCGGAAGGGACUGCAGGCAAGGCUUUUAAGUGCGAGCGGGCCACUCAAGAACACGAUGACGGCACUGUAGUGUGAAAAGUU
Lethenteron reissneri (Far Eastern brook lamprey) is the source of this 4594-nucleotide messenger RNA. RefSeq names its product numb-like protein. Gene Ontology annotation, cellular component: cytoplasm. NCBI's taxonomy places the organism in Eukaryota, Metazoa, Chordata, Hyperoartia, Petromyzontiformes, Petromyzontidae. The record is from RefSeq and is a predicted model, not a curated record.